This is a messenger RNA of Amphibalanus amphitrite, 3020 nucleotides long. RefSeq names its product vascular endothelial growth factor D-like. Bases 159 to 1298 code for a protein of 379 amino acids. Gene Ontology annotation, molecular function: growth factor activity; growth factor receptor binding. Gene Ontology annotation, cellular component: membrane. The record is from RefSeq and is a predicted model, not a curated record. The transcript is spliced from 8 exons. NCBI's taxonomy places the organism in Eukaryota, Metazoa, Arthropoda, Thecostraca, Balanomorpha, Balanidae. Gene Ontology annotation, biological process: positive regulation of cell population proliferation; positive regulation of protein autophosphorylation.
CGGCGGCUCAGUGAUCGCUGGGAAGUCGUGACCGCAGUGGAGGCGAGAGCGAGAGGCUCGGAUCUGGGACUGAGAUAGACAGACUGAUCGAGACACGAGGUAGAUAUAGGCGAGAGGCGAGGCAGAUUUGGAUCUAGUCAAAGCGGCAGACAGUCGAUAUGAGGCCGGCGGUGGUGCGCUCGACGGUGUUAGUGCUGGUGAUUGGUGCCGUCUGUGGUGAUCCCCGCACCAGGUACGGGACCUCCACCUGGCAGCCGUCACAGUCCAUCAACUACCCGGGGGAUGAGUUCGACAGAUCCAACAGGCUCGAGGGGCUUCCGAUCUACAUGGCUGAGGCGUUGAGCAAAGCCAAAAACAUCCGCGACUUGGAGCGCUUGGUCGACCAGCCCAGCCGUCUCCGAUACGACGUUCAAACCAUGGCAAGAAACGCUGACACUGGUGGAUUGGCUACUCGCUUUGGUGGCGGAAAUCUGGACACAAAAUCAGGAAACCGUAACGGCGAGAUGGCGGUGGCGGCCGUCUGCAAGCCGGAGCUCACCACUGUCCCUAUCGCCGAGGAGAACAAGAAGAGCAACACCAUCUACUGGCCGUCGUGCACGCGCGUCGAGCGCUGCGGCGGCUGCUGCUCGCACGAGCUGCUCUCCUGCAAGCCCACCGCCACCAAGACCAUCCACGUGCAGGUGGUGAGCAUGGGCUACCAGGACGGCUCCAGCCGGAUGGGCUACACGGACACCAUCAUGGUGCCCCUGGAGAUCCACACGGCCUGCGAGUGCGGCUGCAAGCUGACCGCCAACGACUGCAACCAGUUCCAGGAGUACGUCGAGAGCGAGUGUCGCUGCAAGUGCGUCAACAAAGACGACUACGUCAAGUGCUCGCAGAACAGCCAGAAACUCUGGGAGCCCAGCACAUGCCAGUGCAAGUGCAAGCAGCAGCGAGAGUGCAGCACCGGGCACUACUUCGACCUCAACACCUGCUCUUGCCCAAACCUCUCGGCCGACCGUUCGCGUGCGCGGGCCCCAGCGCAGCAGCCGGUACGACCAGCGGGAGCGAAGAGGGCAACAGCUCGGCUGAGCCGGCCCGCGCAGACCUACCCCAGACGGCGCCACGGCUGGGGCGACUUUGUCGAGACCGUCUACGCCGAGGAGCUGCCGCCGCGGCGCUUCUUUGACGCGGUGUACCCGGAGGAACGGGAGGACGACGGAGAGGACAGGGAGGACGAGGAGGAGGAGGACGGGGACGAGUGGGACGACGACGAUGACAGGCUGGAUUGGCAGGGACGCUCGGGGAGGCGGUAUUGAACUUCAGUGAUACUUGAAGCGCUAUGUGGCGUGUGGCCUGAUGUCACGUGACUAUGGUGUCUGUCGAUUGUAAAGGUGGCCUGCGGUCACGUGACUUUGACGUCGGGCGAUUGUGGUGCUGCUGAAAGUACCUUGUGUAGCGCCAGGUGGCAAAGAGUGUCUGAAUAUUUGCCAAGCCUGACGACGAUAUCGAGUGUCUGGAACACCGUCGGGGACAUGCCGUGUGCGUUACGUGCCGCCAGCUAGUGGCGGACGUCGAACUGCCACCGGGGUCGAGAUAGUUAACCCCGAGGAGACGCAGUUGAGCUGUGUGUACCGUGUACUAGGGUCGUUCAUAGAGGAUCCCUAGGCACUGGAUUCUAUAGCAAGCCAAGCAGUGCGCCCGGCGAAGUGCCAGGCGCACUCGGCGGGGACCACCUGGGAUCCACUGAAUCCACCAGGGUGGCUAGAUGGUAAGCUUUUCGUGUGAUUAAAAAAAAAAAACAGACCGAAUGAGUCCCUCACAAGUGUUCGUAAUAUUGGUCCGCUGCAAGAGGAUGAAGCAAUUCCCGAAAGCUAAAAAAAGACCAAUCUCAUCAGUUAAUGAAACAGAUCUUAACAGAUACGAUCUAUUUCCUGCUUAUUCUAGGCAAAGAUCCGAUAAAGAGCCUUUGCGAUUUAGCUUUGUUGUAUGCAUGUAAUGCUUAUGUGAUGUUGAAAGUUUCUGAAAACUAGGGUUUGCAUGAUAGUUUAUUUGGUAAAGAUGUGAUGUAAAUAUAUGUACAGACAACGACUUUGACAGCUUACAAAAAAAAAAAAAACAGGCAAUAGUCCAAAAACUGUAGCCCGCACAAAUCAUUCUACUCAACUCCGUCAUGCUUUCCAUUAUUUGGCAUAAUGACUAUUAUUACGAGAAAUUGCAGCAAUUCGAAGCACUUUGUCUCUGCCUUUUCUGUACCUGUGACCGCGCCAUCAAGAUCUCGCAUAGACAAAAGGGGUCAAAAUGGAUCGUGUAUUGACACGGAUGGCCCAGCACUUUCUAAUAAGACAGGAUGAAAAUCAGUCAUCAAGGCCACCGAGUGGUAACAAAAGAGAAGCAGAACAUUAUACAAUUACAUUCAUCUUUGACAUCAAAUAUGAAAAACUCGAGCACACAUUGCAGCGGUGUCAUGACGUCCAGCGUAAGACCUAUUACUCGAUUCGAAAACAACGCAAACGUGUUGACGUACAAAUACAAGCCUUGAGUGAAAGAAACAUUGUCUCGAGACAGACCUUUACACACCGAAAAACGGCUCCCAAACUAGUGCACUGAAAACAGCUGUUUAGUUCAAAAAAAUGUGUGCAUAUAAUAGGAAAAAUUACACAAGUCAACUAAUCAAAACGGCACAUAUGAACACUAUAAUGUAAAGUUCAGCUUUUGGCAAUGUCGUCGCAGCGACAUCUAUGAAGCUCACCGCAUCUAAAUCGACUAACAGUCUCUGUAUGAGAGAAUGCUCGAACAACACAUACCGAAACUAAAUUGAACAAACAACAACAGGACCAGAAGAAAGGGCGGCUUGUAAUUAGUCACCUCUUGACGAAAAUAGCCACACCCUGUAUCCAUGAAGGCUAAAUCCACAAACUCGUCAGUAAGACUUUUCGACACAUGUGGGGGGUCAGUAAGACUUUUCGACACAUGUAGGGGGCAUUGAUGAAAGUUUCCACCAAUGUCACACGCUGUGUAUUUGCCGUUGAUUCCCAGAA